Molecule: messenger RNA, 684 nt
Organism: Closterium sp. Naga37s-1
Lineage: Eukaryota; Viridiplantae; Streptophyta; Zygnematophyceae; Desmidiales; Closteriaceae
Source: the annotation of a GenBank genome assembly
AUGCUACCGUUCGUGGCGCUAACCCACGAUAUCUCCGCCUCCGUCGCCUCCAUCCUCCUCUCGCCCUCCUCUCGCUCCAUCCAUCCGCACCUCUUUCAGGCUUGGAAUUUCACCCCCAGCCCGCGCGCACCCAGCCCUCCCCCCUCCGCGCAUCCUGAGCAGCCGCUUGAAUACGGAUGCUUCUUCCCCACCCCGCCCAUUUCCCUCGCUCCGCCUGCUCUCCCCGUCAUCCCCGGGACUGCUUACACCCCCACCGCCGGUAGUAGCGCCGCCAGCGCCAACGCCUACAUUAGUGCUUUACCUGACCCCCCAUGCGCGAUCGACCUUGCGCAAUCGAAGAAGGACCAGCAGCUUCUGCGGGCGGAAGGGAACUGUUGGGAGGUGGAUGGUGACGGACGGUUGGGACAGCAGCAGCAGCAGCAGCAGCAGCAGCAGCAGCAGCAGCCGCAACAGCAACACCAGGAGCAGGAGAUCGUAACACAGGUGGUGAAACAGCCGCUACAGCGGAGCCUCAGUCCCUCCCGCGAACGGCGGAAGAGCGUGCUGCGCAGCAGCGGAGAUGGCGGAAGCUUCUCCGCGCGACCGUUCUCCGGCGCGACAGAGAGCUCGGGUCACAGUAAGCCCGGAGCAAUCGGCGCUGAUUGCGGCAGACGAAGCGCGCGCGCGAGCGGGCAGCGGAUAUGA